GAACACAGAAUACUCACUUAAAUUCUUAAGAUUAUUUUUACUUUGUCAUUAUUAGGUAAAACGGUUUUGUGUUGUUGGUCAUCGUAUGUUACAAUUGUUGAAUUCGCGUGGUUCCUAUUGAAUUUGUAUAAAGCAAUGAAUGAGUGGGAAGGUUGUAGCCGACUGGAAAUUUGACAAUAAUAUUGUGAUUUUUUGGCGUAGAAAAUGUGUGUUUAAAUAUUAAAAUGUGGAAUUUAAUAGGGGUGUUACUUUAAACCUAUAAAUGGGAAUCCUAGAAAGUCUGAGAGAAUAUUGUGUCUUGUGGUAAAUACGGAUUGAAGGUUGAGAUGUCUGGAAUGAUUGGAGAGGGACAGCGUAGUCGCAGUGCCUCAUCGGCUUCAACUUUUUCAUCCUCCUUACCACCAGAUGAGAAUCUUAAUGGGCGUCUUAGUGAUUUUACAUCACGUCACUGUUCUGUGCUACAGACACCACCAGCUCGCAAAGCUAAGCGUAUCCGCUUCUACCGAAAUGGUGAUCGGUUUUAUAAAGGAGUAAUGAUGGCUGUGACUCCUGAGAGGUAUCGUUCGUUUGACAGCCUAGUAGCAGAUCUGACACGUGCUCUUGUUGAAAAUGUAAAUAUUCCCAGUGGUGUACGGACGCUGUUCACAAUGGAUGGGCAGAAAGUGGGAGGUCUUGAUGAGUUAGAAGAUGGUAAAUGUUAUGUAUGCUCUGGUCUUGGUGAAACCUUCAAGAGGGUGGAUUAUUCGGCCAACAGGGUGCAAAGUGGAAAACUGAAACAUCGGAAAUCGCUCCCAUCAAUGCAUCAACCAUCAGAAACAACACGUUCACCUACUUCUCGUACCAGCAUAUCUGAUGUUAUCCGUCCUCGAUUAAUUACAUUAAUAAGGAAUGGAACAAGGCCACGAAGAGUUGUACGAUUGUUGCUAAACAAGAGGAAUGCUCCCUCUCUUGAUCAUGCAUUCUCCAGCAUCACUGAAGCAGUGAAACUUGAUUCUGGAGCUGUGCGAAAAGUGUUUACUUUGUCUGGUGCACAGGUGACACAGCUAGAAGACUUCUUUGGGAGUACAGAUGUGUUUUUUGCAUAUGGAAAUGAAAGGUAUUCAAGAGAAGACUUCGAUUUGGAUGUAGAAGAAUAUAAAGCGAUGCAGUCAUAUAGGAAAGGUUUUCGUAACAUCCCAUGGAUGCCAAAUACUUCAUCGAAGCCUGGACAACGAUCGAUGGGCUCUCAGGAAAGAGUUGACAUGAGAAUACCAGCAAACAUGCCAAAGAUGCCAGUGAAGACAAAAACUACUCAGUAUUCUGGUUCACAAGACUCUCAUGAAAACACAUCUGCUAUUCCUCCGGCAAUCAGACUGAAGUAUCAGGUGGGGAAAGUUAUUGGUGAUGGGAACUUUGCUGUUGUGAGACAGUGUAUAGACAGAUCAACAGGGACAGAGUAUGCUCUGAAAGUAAUUGACAAGUCAAAAUGUCAUGGAAAAGAACACAUGAUUGAAAGUGAGGUUUCCAUAUUGAGGAGAGUUCACCAUCCAAACAUAAUACAGCUUGUGGCAGAGUACGACACGCACUCAGAGCUAUAUCUAGUCAUGGAACUGAUCAAGGGUGGAGACUUGUUUGAUGCCAUAGCAUCAGCUACAAAGUUCUCAGAGAAGGAAGCUAGUAUGAUGACACGAAACCUGGCUUCUGCACUCUUCUAUUUACACAGUUUGAAUGUUGUUCACCGUGAUAUUAAGCCUGAAAAUUUGCUGGUUCAAAUCGACAGGCAUGGUACCAAGUUGUUGAAACUUGGGGACUUUGGACUUGCUCAAGUGGUAACAGAACCCCUCUAUACUGUGUGUGGCACUCCAACAUAUGUUGCUCCCGAGAUCUUGGCUGAAACUGGAUAUGGUCUGAAGAUUGAUGUAUGGGCAGCUGGGGUUAUCCUGUACAUUCUGCUAUGUGGCUUCCCUCCUUUUGUGAGUACAAACAGUGACCAAGAGGAGCUGUUCGACCACAUCCUGACUGGCCACUAUGAGUUCAGCUCACCAUAUUGGGACAAAGUUUCACUAUCUGCCAAGGACUUGAUAGCGCACAUGCUCCAAGUUCAGCCAGAACUCAGGUUCUCAGCAGAAGAUGUGCUAGACCAUCUGUGGCUUGCUGCAGGUGGGGUAGAACAAUUGAAAGUCUACCGUACAACAAACUUACACAUCUCUCCCCAGGACACCUUUGCUCAUUCUUCAGACUUCGCUAUUAACAUGGAUGUCAGACGCAGUGGAACGAAACCGAAAAGCUGGAAUAUUUAGUGAUGACCUGGAAUAGAACUACCUCAGAUCCUGCUGCCAUGGCAUAUGACAUCAGAGGCCACUCCUUCAUUAGGUUAACUUCUUGGCUAAAGAGGCAUGAGAAAGAACAGAAUUUGAAAGAGGAAGUAUGGUUGAACUUUCCAAACAGUGGGCUGGUUAACCUGUGUGCUGGCAUGAAUAUAUGAGGUUUGAACUGUGCUUCCAAAUUUGUAAUCUCCAAAAUUAAUUUUCCAGUAAGAAAAAAUAACUAUAUCAGAAUUGCACAGAGCAGGAUAGGAUGUGCACCAGAACAAGAGUCUAUAAAUAUGUAUUGUGUAAUGUAAGAGGCUAACAUAUUAGAAGAGGUGCUCUUUUUUUCUGAAGUGCAGUCUGUAAAUGAGAAUUUAUUUUUCAGUUUUGACUUCAGCCUUCACCUUUGUAUCAUUUUCAGCUGUGCAGGAGUAUUUGUGUUUAUGUCCGGCAUCUGUGAAUCAAAAACACUAUUCACCAUGGAAGCAUUUCGGUGAAUUAAUAUUUUACAUAUAUAUGGUUGCAUAUCAGUGACCUUUUAUUUUAAUAUACUCUUCAGUAAAAAUUUUGUCCAAAUGCCUAACAAAUUAGACCUACAAGAUCACCAUAAAGUAAAUACUAUACUGAACACAUGAGACGUGUCCUUCCAUUACUCAAACUAUGUACUCUUCUGUGCUGAGAAGUUUAAUUCAGAACCUACACAUUUUCAGUUGGUGUUGUCUCAGUCCUGUUGCUAUAGUAUUCACCUGUCUCCACGGAAUGUAGUUAACCCAGACUUAGUGACAUGGCACUAAUAUGUUAUAACCAACAUGUCAGGAUUCAUACGGUUUUUUCAAGAUUUGGAUAUUGUAUAUACCAUGUACAAUACUGACAAUGAAGAAUAUCAGGAAAUAGCUUGUUGGUAGUAUGUGCAGUAUUAUUGAAAUACCAGCUGUGGAAAUAAUCAUGCUAUUAUAACAGUUAUCAACAUAAGUCAGUAUUUAUUCCAGUGCAAGUCAUUCAGUUUGCCAUUAAACCAUAACAAAACAUGGUAUAAGCUUUGGGAAAUUCAACAGUAUAUUAAUUUUAGACAUCUUCAUUUCUGUUGUAGAAGCAUUUACUUCUACAGUGGAAGUGCUUAUAUUAGUCUUGCUGUUUCAAACUGUCAGUUAGUUCCUCAUAGUGAAUAUGGUAAUGAAUCUGUACAAGGUAUCCUACAAACAUGACUCAGUUCAGUAGCAAUGAAAAUAAUAUUUUCCAAUAAACACUGUAUGUUCCAUUUGUUAGUUAAGACUUGAAACAUUGUAAUAUGAGCUGUAUGUCUAUGGGGAGAAGUGCUCAUACUGUGAGAAAUUUCUAUCUGUAAUAUUCCCUUUAGCCAUCAAAUAUGAUCUGCAUUAUAGGUGGAUCAUAUAAAAGUGUAGACCUUCAGUUGCAUAACAGCAGCAUUCCAGAAUUGUGGUAAUUCAUAUGUUAGGAACAUUCCAGCCAAUGUUUUUGUCAUUUUACAUUAUGCAUUGUGCAUGAGAUCCUUUCAGCAUUACUUGCAGCCCUGCAAUUGAAUCUCUCUCCUGAAUAUGAGGGUUACUGGAUUUGCUGUUUAAAGGCCUUCUAAUUAUGCUCUUAUUAUCUAUUAUCAUACAUAAUUAUCUUUUCUAAACCAAAAAGCAUUUAACUGUAACUUAUUAGAAUGUCAAUAGUUCCUCUGCAACUUUCAUUUGCCACUAUAUCGCAGCAGUACUUUCUUCAAAACCUACAUCUUUCUGUGCAGUAACUUAAUGGUUACAGAUUAAUUUGAUACGGCACUGACAAUAAUGUGUAAUAUUAAGAACUAAUGGUUUUCUGAGCUUCAUCUGUUAUCUGCUGUUCUGAUCAGUGAUCAGUUCUUUCUGAUAGACCCAACUACUUGCCUCCCCACCUUUUGACCUAAGGACAGAAACAUUCAGUUUUCAGAAUGCCCAGGAUAUCAGGUGAGAACAAAGUCUAGAUAUCCAGUAAUUAUAGUGCUACAGGCUAUAUGAAUAGCACUAGAAGAUAUUAGUAAGAAGUCUGUGGUAUGAUGAACUGAAAAUAUGCAUGCAUUUGUAGUCACUCACUACAUAGCGAUGUUAUGGCAAGUGAGACAGAAUAUCAUUAAAAAUAAAAUGUAGCACUGUUAUUUUGUUAGUUUUCUGUGAAAAUGAUUUAAUUUCAUGUUAUUCAUUUUUGUUAAUGGUUGCUCAUGAACAGUAUAAAAUAGUAACCUUGUCACACAUCUUUCGAUGCAUUUACCUUUCACAUAUUUUUUAUUUUUCAGUCAUUAUCGGAAUUUAGCACUUCAUUUCAUUUGUAACUAAGAUAGUGCAAACUCAAUGGAUCAUAGAUUUUUCUUUUUUGAAGGGAAAGACAGAAAUAUAGUUACAAAUACCAGUGAGGUUACAAUAAAGAUUCCAGUAAGCACAUUUCAGUGUUAUAUAGGAAAUGAGAUUUCCACAGUAAAGAGUAUUUAGACUGUGGUGUUUUGGGUUGUAAUGCCAUGUAUUUUUGGAGGAACAUGUCAUCAUCCAUUUCACUCUGCCAAUAUGACCUGGCCACAACUUCACUCACCUCAUUUUGGAUGGAGGCAGCCAUGAUCCCCUUAUAUGAUGGCAUCCACUUGUAACACUGCAUGGCGUCUUAACCCAAAAAGUGCCAUCUGAACAUUUCAGUUUGUUCCUAGCAGGUGUAAUAUCUGUUGGACACUCUUCUAAAUUGUAACUUUGGUGUAUUCCGCUCUUUCUUCUAUACCUUAGUCAAACUGUAUCUACUGUUCAAAUGUGUUUUAUAUGUUAUAUAUUAGAGACAUCUGCUCAUUACUUCUGCAGCUUUAGCAUAAUUUUAGCUUGGAUUAUCAUUUAUAAACCUUGAUUAUUUCCUAGGCCACAGAUAGGAAAUUAUAUAACAUGUUGAUGAAGCCCAUUGUUUCAUGAAAGUGCCUCCUGAAAACUUUAAUGAUACAGAUUGACUGCUGAUUCCAGAGUCUCGCUGUGCAUUUAAUUCCUAUGCUGCAAUGUUUUACACGUUGCAUCAGGAAGUCUGAAUGAUAUCCAGCCCUAAUAUGAAAUGUGUUCUGAAAGAAAUGAAAACCUGCAAUGUUAAAGCUGGAGGUUGCUGCUCCCAAGGAAUUUUUUUUAUUCUCGGCAUAAUUUAUUGAUCCUGAGGACAGAUCUGUUAUUAAUAAUAAAUUAUUUUUAUUUUUGAUUGUAAAUUUGCAGGUGUUCACCAUGGAUAAUUAACUCUUUGACUGGCGCGAAGGGUAUUUAAAUCCCACCCCUGUCCUGGCAGGCCCUUUAAACCUUAUGUC
Cryptotermes secundus is the source of this 5589-nucleotide messenger RNA. Its product is annotated as serine/threonine-protein kinase GA29083. NCBI's taxonomy places the organism in Eukaryota, Metazoa, Arthropoda, Insecta, Blattodea, Kalotermitidae. Gene Ontology annotation, biological process: protein phosphorylation; intracellular signal transduction. Bases 327 to 2279 code for a protein of 650 amino acids. The transcript has 11 exons. Gene Ontology annotation, molecular function: protein kinase activity; ATP binding. The record is from RefSeq and is a predicted model, not a curated record.